AUGUAUAUUAAAGAGAUAAACAUUACCGGAUUUAAAAGCUACAAGGACAUUACAACAAUUCGCGAUUUAUCGCCCAAACACAAUGUGGUUAUUGGACGAAAUGGGAGUGGGAAAAGCAACUUUUUUGCGGCAAUUCAAUUUGUUUUGAGUAGUGAAUUUACGUCAAUUACACAACAUAAUAGACAUGCAUUUUUACAUGAAAGUGUUGGGGCAAAGUCUGCUACUGCAAAGGUAGAAAUAGUUUUUGACAAUAUGGACCAUCGUAUUCCAACAGAAAAUGAGGAAGUUCGAAUUGUACGUGCACUUACAAUGAAAAAUGACACAUAUUAUAUUGAUGGGAAAAGUGUAACGAAAACUGAGAUUGUUAAUAUGAUGGAAUCUGCUGGUUUUUCACGUUCAAAUCCUUAUUAUAUUGUUAAACAGGGAAAGAUAACAGAAUUGGCAACAGCUUCGGAUGCUUAUCGUCUUAAAUUAAUCAAAGAGGUUGCUGGAACUCGUGUCUUUGAUGAGAAAAAAGAAGAAAGUACAAAAAUAUUGACCGAAACACAAGGAAAGAUUGAAAAAAGCGUUACUUUAUUGGGCUAUAUAAACGAACGUCUUAAAAAAUUGGAAGAAGAAAAAGAAGAUUUGAAGGAAUAUCAAAAAUGGGAUAAAAUGAAGAGGUCUAUCGAAUAUACAAUUUUUGAUAAAGAAAUAACUGAAGCUAAAACAAAAUUGGAAAAAUUAACUGAUCAGCGAACAAAAAUAAAUACGGAACAAAAUAAGGUUUUUAAUUUUUGA
Molecule: messenger RNA, 780 nt
Organism: Meloidogyne enterolobii
Lineage: Eukaryota; Metazoa; Nematoda; Chromadorea; Rhabditida; Meloidogynidae
Source: the annotation of a GenBank genome assembly